Seriola aureovittata is the source of this 3035-nucleotide messenger RNA. RefSeq names its product PTEN induced kinase 1 (gene pink1). The record is from RefSeq and is a predicted model, not a curated record. Gene Ontology annotation, molecular function: protein serine/threonine kinase activity; ATP binding. NCBI's taxonomy places the organism in Eukaryota, Metazoa, Chordata, Actinopteri, Carangiformes, Carangidae. Gene Ontology annotation, cellular component: mitochondrion. Gene Ontology annotation, biological process: autophagy of mitochondrion; regulation of apoptotic process; protein phosphorylation. The transcript is spliced from 8 exons. The coding region runs from base 102 to 1829 and encodes 575 amino acids.
GUAUGAGUUGUUUUGUUUAUACAGCAGUGCCGCUGCCUGGCAGAGAUAGUUCAAGUGUGUCUCUAAAAAACAGCUUAAAUUACCUUCUACGGGGGUAAAUUAUGUCUGUGAAACACGCCAUUAGCCGCGGGCUGGAGUUGGGCCGCUCGGUCCUCCAGGUGGGUCUCCUCAAAUCUGGAGGCCGAGUCGCAGCGAAGCUCCGAGCGGACCGUUUUCGUGUAGGCCCGUCGGUCCGCACCGUUCAGCCUCGGGCUUUCCUGCCGUCUCGGUACCGCUACUACCGCACCUCUCUGCGGGGUCUGGCAGCUCAGCUCCAGUCCGCCGGCUUCAGGAGGAGGUUCACCGGAGGGUCUCCCAGGAACAGGGCCGUGUUUCUGGCCUUCGGUCUCGGUGUGGGGCUCAUCGAACAACAGCUUGAGGAUGAUAGACAGAGUGCGGCGACAUGUCAGGAGAUCCAGGCUGUAUUCAGGAAGAAAAGAUUCCAGAGCCCGCUCAAGCCGUUCACCUCUGGAUAUAAACUGGAGGAUUACAUUAUUGGGAACCAGAUUGGAAAAGGCUCCAAUGCAGCCGUGUACGAGGCUGCAGCUCAGUUCGCCCCUCCGAAGGAAAGUGAUAGGAAGUGCUCCCUGGUGCAGCUGAAAGAAGACGAAGAGGAAGGAGAGAAGGCUCGAUCUCUGACAUGCUGCUCACUAAGAAACUUCCCUAUGGCUAUCAAGAUGAUGUGGAACUUUGGGGCAGGUUCAUCGAGUGAGGCUAUAUUAAAAUCUAUGUCACAGGAGCUGGUGCCUGCAGGCGCCCUGGCCUUAAAGCAGGAAAAAGAACACAUUACUCUGAACGGAGAAUUUGGAGUCUUGCCCAAAAGAGUGUCAGCACACCCCAACGUGAUCAGAGUGUACCGGGCUUUCACAGCGGACGUCCCACUGCUACCAGGUGCCCAGGAAGAGUAUCCAGAUGUGCUGCCAGCCAGGCUCAACCCUGCCGGUCUGGGCAACAAUCGCACACUUUUCCUGGUCAUGAAGAACUAUCCAUGCACAUUGCGACAGUACCUGGAAGUGUCCACACCGGGCCGCAGGCACGGCUCCCUGAUGCUGCUGCAGCUCCUUGAGGGGGUCGACCAUUUGUGCAGACAGGGUGUCGCUCACAGAGAUCUCAAAUCAGACAACGUGCUGCUGGAAUUUGACUCAGAUGGUUGCCCUCGUCUGGUGAUUACUGACUUUGGCUGCUGCCUGGCUCAGAGUGACUCCAGUCUACAGCUGCCCUUCAACAGCAUGUGGGUCAACAGAGGAGGCAAUGCAUCACUUAUGGCGCCUGAGGUGGCCACUGCGGUUCCAGGAAGCGGUGUGGUGAUUGACUACAGCAAAGCGGAUGCCUGGGCUGUGGGUGCCAUCUCCUACGAGAUUUUCGACCAGCGUAACCCGUUCUAUCGAGCAGUGGGACUGGAGAGCCGGAGUUACCAGGAGAAGCAGCUUCCUGCUCUGCCCUCCGCUGUUCCAGCUGAUGUGCAGCUAGUGAUCCGAUUACUCCUCAGGAGGAACCCGAGCAAGCGUCCCAGUGCCCGUGUAGCAGCUGAUAUGCUACAUCUCAGCCUGUGGGGACGGAAGGCCCUGGCCAAUCAGGACAGUGCCGGCAUGAGGAAGCUGGCUGAUUGGCUGCUGUGCCAGUCUGCUGUGGUUCUCCUGAAGGGCUGCGAUGGACCCAGUGGGAACAGGGUGGAGGCGGAGCUACAGAGGAGUUUCCUCGCUAACCUGGAUCUGGAGGACCUGCGCACGGCUGUGGGCUUCCUGCUGUAUGGAAGAGAGCAGCGUCAGGCCUGCAUACUGUCUGCAUAGAAGAGUCCUUCAUAUGAAUAGACAGGGAGGCUGGAGUUAAAAUUUGCUUUCAUAGUCAGUGAAACAUCUGAGUCUUAGUCUAGUCUACAUCUAAUGGCUACGUAGAGGAGCAAAAACACUGUACUCUUACACUGUUAGACAUCUUCUCUGACUGUCAGUGCACUCCAGCAUUUAUUGUGAAUUGUCAAAUGGUGUAAUUCACCGGUUUGAUAUUCCCGGUCCACCCUAACCCAGUGCUGUCUACUCCUAGAGUCACUGAUCUGCAUUUCCCAGAAUGAGUUCUCACAAAAUCUAAGUUUAACAAAGUGCCUCUAGUUCCCCUAAUGCAAAGUGCAACCUGUCUUCUGGCUGCAGUGCAUCAUGGACAAUAGAGGCAAUAGAGGCACUAGAGUUGAAUAUGUAAUUAGGCCAGAAAUGCAAGGUACCACUGGCUACAGGUAAUUCUGUUAUAAGAGUGGAUAUUUUAUUUAAAAGCUCUAAUGCACUUUUUAAAUAUUUGCUAGACCCCACACAGUUAUUACCUGUGUGUUUGAAGAAACCUGGCCUGUGUGGAAGUUAUGCACUGAUAAAGGUGAAGGCCAAUGCAGAUCAUUUAAAUUAAAUUAUUAAUAUACUGAACUUAUCAGACUCUACUGUGUAGGGUGACAAGUUUUAACACGCAGCACGUAAUUUGCUCGUUUGCCCGUCACACUAAUGGUUUCCAGUGGGUGUCUGUGUAAGGUUUUGGGUCAAACAGUCACUAUUAUUAUUAUUAUUAUUACUCCUAUUCUGCACAAUGUAAUGCAGAUACCACAUAGUAAUCACUAAUGAUGAUGAUAAUGGAUAGAGCGGAUCAUGCAUAGUACUGACCGACCUCAUGGAUGUGUUUUUCGUCUCAUGGUUUGCACUUUAUGUCCAUGUUUGCACAUGCUCAGAGCCACUGGUAUUGCUUACUGGUGAUUGUUUGUUGCUAGCUUAUACAUGAAAUUAUAUUCCGCUAAAUUGAUUUGAAUAGAGUGAGUUAACCUAUCACACUUCACUGUCAUCUGUUAUCAAAACCAGCCAGUUAAGUCUACAAUUUUAACAUCUUUAAAUAUCACAUGGUAAGUUAGAGAUACAAGAUAGAGAGUGUGUAUAUUGUUUUCAUACUAAAGAUGGUGGGAAAUAUUUUGGAUAUAUGUAGAUUUUUCUGCCGUGUUUCAGAAUAAAGGUAACUCUCUGAAAAGA